Schistosoma intercalatum is the source of this 1269-nucleotide messenger RNA. NCBI's taxonomy places the organism in Eukaryota, Metazoa, Platyhelminthes, Trematoda, Strigeidida, Schistosomatidae. The record is from the annotation of a GenBank genome assembly.
CCUGACUCAAAUAUCAAGUUUGUUGUAUCAAAAGGAAAGCAUAAAAAUUCAUGUAUGCAAGAACGUGUAGCACGAUGUGACUCAAUAGAGAUCAAUAAAAUUCCACAUUCAAACAAUCAUAAUAACUCGAUGGAUACGAAUAAUGAACAGAUCUAUGAUAUAUUGAAUCCCACAGAUUCUCAUGUAGCUUUACCUAUUGAUUCGAAUGCAUCUAAAAAAUUUACUGAAUCAAAUCAUGAUUUCUCAUCAAUAACACAACGUGAUAAUCGAAGAAGAGUUCAAAGUACUAGAAAAACACAAGAACCUAUAAUUAUUCAUCAGAAUACUAUAGAUACUGACAAUAAUGUCUGCGUUAAUAAUACAUUACAAAAGUCGUCAGUAAUAGAUCACCAACAACUAUCCAAUCAUAUUGCAUCAAUUGAUAUAUGUAGCGAUAUUAUUAAUCCAGAACAAACUGAACAUUCAGAGUUUAGUCCAAUUUAUUUAGGCAAUUCUUCAUCAUCUGGUUAUCUUACUAUUUCAAGUCAUGGGAAUAUUUUAAAUUAUCCAGCUAUAGAACAAAAAUCAACUAUAGUUGACCCGAUUAUUGUCUCCACAUCGGAUAAUGAUAUCAUCAUGACAUCAUUGUCUACUACUACUACUACUACUACUACUACUACUGAUAUUAGUAGUAUGAAUAAUCCUGUAUACACUUAUCAUUCACUAAAACAAAGUAGUUCAAUCGAUUCCAGUGAUUUUCAAAAUCAAAUGACAAUUGUUGAUGAUACCAAUCAUUCAUUAGGUAUGUGUAAUCUUCAACCAAAGAAAACUUCACAAAAUUCUGUUAGACGACAUACAUAUGUAAAUUUAUCUAAUGAUGCACAUGAAACAGAUCAACUGAUUGAUGCGUUAAAAGAUAAUCAAUCUAAUUAUAAAAUAAAUAAUAAAGUUAAUGAUAUAGAAUUAGAUAAACGAAAUUGGGCACCACCUAUGUAUAUAUCUAAUGAACAAAGAAAUAAACGUAUCACUCUUACAUAUCCAACAUCUUAUGAACAUGUAAAUUCACCAACUGAAUCAAUAAAUUAUACUACAGAUCAAAAUACUCUCAAUUAUUAUGGUCAAGAAAAUGUAAAUUUUACUGAUCCAUUUACAUUUUCACCAUCUGAACAAGAAUUAGGUCAAAAUUCUACAUUACAAACAGAAAUUCAACGAAUCAAAUUUAUUCCAUUAAAUACUUCUCAUACUAUUGGUGCAAUUCCCAAUAAAAGGACUGCACUAUUUUCAUCAGAA